CCGGGCAGUCAGCGCUACAAUCCAACAUGUCGGCUAUGCCUGUGUUCCCCAUGUGUGUGCGAGUGGCCCGGGGCCUCCUGAGGCUCAGGAGCGGGGCGGUGGAUGCCUCUUCUCUAGCUGGGGUGGACAAAGUCCGGACUCUCUCCACUGACAAGCCGCCGACAGGGACGGGCAGUGCGACGGGCGGACUGGCUCAGGCUAUCCUCCAGCAGAGGCUCCAGCAGCAGCAGCAGCAGAGUCAGCAGGGCCAGUCUCCUCCUGAGGGAGAGGAGGGUGAGAAGGAGGGAGAGCACACUGAAGACAAGAAGCAGAAGGAGAACAUGGCCUACGCGAAGAAGAUGGUGCUCCGGCUCGCGGGACUCAUGGGAGUCGGCGGAGCGGUCGGCAUGGUCUACCUAUUUGGCACCAAUUCAGUGGACGAACAAGGAAACGUGAUUCCAGAUGAGUUUGACAGAGAUCCUCCCGUCGUCCAACAGUUGAAAAGAACCUUCAAAUACUUCCAGGACUACAGACAGAUGAUCAUCGAGCCGACAAGCCCGAAGCUGCUGCCCGACCCGCUCAAGGAGCCAUACUACCAGCCUCCCUACACACUGGUGCUGGAGCUCACCGACGUCCUGCUGCACCCGGAGUGGUCGUUGGCGACAGGUUGGCGCUUUAAGAAACGUCCGGGCAUCGACUACCUGUUCCAGCAGCUCGCACCACUCUACGAGAUCGUCAUCUUCACUGCAGAGACUGGCAUGACGGCGUAUCCUCUGAUCGACAGCAUUGAUCCUCAGGGCUUCGUUAUGUAUCGUCUCUUCAGAGAUGCAACACACUACAUGGAGGGGCAUCACGUUAAGGACGUGUCCUGUCUGAACCGGGACACCAGUAAGGUGAUCGUGGUGGACUGCAAGAGGGAGGCGUUCAGCCUGCAGCCCUUCAACGGCAUGGCUCUGAAGAAAUGGGACGGGAACUCUGAGGACCGGACGCUCUAUGACCUCGCCAACUUCCUCAAGACUAUCGCUCUGAGCGGAGUGGACGACGUGCGUUCAGUGUUGGAGAACUACGCUUUGGAGGAAGACCCCAUCGAGGCCUUCAAACGCAGACAGGCUCAGUUGGCACUGGAGGAGGAGCAGCGUCUGGCUGAGCUCUCCCAGCAGAAGAAACAGGGACUCUCUCUCGGCUCCAUUGCCUCGCGGUUCUGGCGUUCCAAACAGCAGUGAGCCCCGCCCCCCUCUCACACUUCCACCAAUUGCAGCCCGGCUCGCCAUUUGCGUCGAGGGGAGGGGCUGGAGGAUACAUUUGGAAGGGAGAGGAGAGGGGAGACCUGUGCACUGUCGCUGAGUGGUCAACCAAUCACGUCUCAGCUGGCGGGUCUGCAGUGCUGGAACAUUGGCCGUCCUCUGCACCAAUGAGAGAGGCACGUCCUGCUCUAAUGCGGGGCGCCAGCGGAUCCCUCCCUUUGGUUAUCUUGGUGUCAAGUGAUGCGUAUCAAGCUGCUGAUUGGUUAAAAAACGAAGAGGAAAAUACAGAGGAUCCAGGUCAGGAUAAACUCUUGUUGUUGUCGGUUUGGAGGCUGAACUGAGAUCAGCGCUGCUAUCACCACUCCAGCUCUGGUUAGCCCCGCCGCUCACAGGAUCUGACCUGAGAUCAGCAGUGCUCUGUCCCUUACCACACUUUCAGAUUGUGUAUUUUAUUUUUAUUUUCUAUUCCUCUGUGUGACGGGCUGCUGGAGGCGAUGUUAAAAUAAUGAAUAUUGUUUAUAAGAAAUAAAGAUAAACAGUAAAUAGUGUUCUUUAGAGUUUAUUCAAUAAUAUUCAAUACGUAAGACUGACAGGUGGUAGUGGCGGCGGCAUAGACUGCCACAAUGAAGACUGGAAUAGCAGCUGAGCUCGAUGUGGAGAGAAAGAAAAUUCAAGCUAAAGCUAAGCUUUCAUUUACAAGUGAGGGGGAGGAGCCUAUCCCAGCUGACAACUGGUAGAGGCAGAUUUCACACGGGACAGGUCACCAGACUACCACAGGCCGACACGUAGAGACAGACCACCAUUCCAGCACACACCCUACGGGCAACAUCCUCCACUACCGUAAUCCUGCUUGGGUUGUGAGGAACCGGGAGAAAACGAACUCGACACAGAAAACAGUCUGCGCCUCCAGCCUGGGAUUGAACCCACAGACCCCUGCUCGCUGUGGGGCGACGCCGCUGUAGUUUUUCCUUGUCGUCAACAAAUUCUAGCAAAAAAAAAGGUUGCUCACUACCGUUUGACUUCCUGUCUGUGGCUCUCGGGCUACUCGUUCCCCCACUAGUGAUGAAAAUCUUUAAAGUUUAGUUUUUAAUCAAAUAAUGGGGAGGGGAAAGUGCAUUUGUUUGGGACUAUUUUCCGCGGCAGAUUAAUCCACGAUUUGUGCUUCAGUGAGUGUUUGUGGCAGCAGGACUGAGUCCAAAGAAACUACUGUGUGUUUGUGUGUGUGUUCAUCUUAAUUAAGGAUUGUUAAAGACCUAGUCAGCUAAACUAGAAACCCUCUAUAAAGUUCAGCAAACAUACAAUAUUUAUUAUUCACACAUGCUCAUUUUAUCAUGGAACAGGCUGAAUGACCUGAGGAGGCCUCUUUUUUAUAUUAUUGUUCUAAUUAUUUUUGUGAAGCUUUAGGUAACAACCGUCCACAGAGGUCAGCUGCCGUUCUUCUGUGCUUGUUGAAAGAUUCUGUUUUGAUGUGAACGUUAACGUCCUCAAUAAAGGAAACAAACCAAA
Messenger RNA from Cyclopterus lumpus (lumpfish), 2729 nucleotides. It is a transcript of the gene timm50, whose product is annotated as translocase of inner mitochondrial membrane 50 homolog (S. cerevisiae). NCBI's taxonomy places the organism in Eukaryota, Metazoa, Chordata, Actinopteri, Perciformes, Cyclopteridae. The record is from RefSeq and is a predicted model, not a curated record. Gene Ontology annotation, molecular function: phosphoprotein phosphatase activity. The transcript has 11 exons. The coding region runs from base 27 to 1202 and encodes 391 amino acids.